Spodoptera littoralis (African cotton leafworm) is the source of this 540-nucleotide messenger RNA. The record is from the annotation of a GenBank genome assembly. Lineage: Eukaryota; Metazoa; Arthropoda; Insecta; Lepidoptera; Noctuidae.
AUGUUUAGUAACAAGAUUCAACUUAGGAAACGUACCCCUGAAAAUGGGACAGAUCGAAAAACGUUUCUAUCGCUUUUAGUGGAUGAAUAUUUGCAUUCCAGUGCGUAUGAUGCUAAAUGCCAAGUAUUAGCUAAUUUGGCUAACUUUGCAUACGACCCAAUAAAUUAUCAAUAUAUCAGAGACGUUGGAGUCUUGGAUAUUUUUCUUCAUGUCAUUAAGAAUGAGAGCAGUCACCAAUUGCUGCAUUUUGCUGUAACAGGGAUCUGCAAUUUAUGCUGCGAUCCACUGAAUGCUGAAUAUAUCAUAACACAGUCUGGACUGAAGCCACUCACUGCUUUACUCAGUUUGAAUCAUAAUGACAUCAUUGCUGACACAAUCACAACUUUGAUGUAUCUCCACAAUAACCAAACAGAAUCUGAAAUCACAGCCUCGGAGGUGGUGCAUCAGAUACAAGAUAUACAAAAAUCUAAUGACAAAAGAUUAGUUAACCUAGCCACUAUAUACCUACAAGAUGUAUGCAAAACAAAUGAGAAUUUAUAA